Molecule: messenger RNA, 1327 nt
Organism: Camelina sativa (false flax)
Lineage: Eukaryota; Viridiplantae; Streptophyta; Magnoliopsida; Brassicales; Brassicaceae
Product: putative uridine kinase C227.14
Molecular function (GO): ATP binding; kinase activity
Source: RefSeq, a predicted model, not a curated record
UGCAAAAACACACUCUUUCGUAUUCGUCCUCGAAGAAGAAGGCAGUCACCGACUCACCGCUUCGCUCGGAUUACACAAAAACAAAAAUCCAAACUUUUUGAUUCGAAUCAGUUUUGUGUAAUUCAUAGAAAUUUUGCAUCUCAACAAAAAAAAAAAAAGAACUCUUUAGGGCUAUUAGAGUGAUAAUUAUUAAUCUGUUUCAUCAAAUCAAUAUGGAGGUUUCUUCUUUCUCCACUGUACCCAGCAGACUCCACUGUAGUUCAAACUCCUCCUCUGUUCCAGGAUCGUCUCGUUUCAGAGGAUUCAAAGCUCACUCAUGGGACCAAUCUCUUUUUCAUGUUCAAUUGAGCUUACGGACAAGAAAAAACCCUCGUAAUCUGAUCAUUACUUGCAGUCAAAAGAGAGAUGUUACUGUUGUCGAUGGAAGUUGUAUGGAUGAGAUAUAUGAUAAGUUGGCAGAACGACUUGUCCCUACAUCAGCAUCAAUGUUCAGCCCAAAUGUUAAACGUUUGGUCGGUUUGGCUGGUCCUCCUGGUGCUGGAAAAAGCACAUUAGCAAAUGAAGUAGUACGUCGUGUAAAUAGGCUAUGGCCUCAGAAAGCUUCUUCUUUUGAUGCUGAGGUUAAUCCUCCCGAUGUUGCUAUUGUACUUCCCAUGGAUGGGUUCCAUUUGUAUCGUUCGCAACUUGAUGCUAUGGAGGAUCCCAAAGAAGCCCAUGCGAGAAGAGGAGCUCCAUGGACUUUUGAUCCUGCACUAUUGCUUAACUGUUUAAAGAAGCUGAGAAACGAGGGCUCAGUUUAUGUACCAUCAUUUGAUCAUGGAGUUGGAGAUCCAGUUGAAGAAGAUAUCUUUGUUAGCCUCCAGCAUAAAGUGGUUAUUGUAGAAGGAAACUACAUCUUGUUAGAAGAAGGAUCUUGGAAAGACAUCUCGGAUAUGUUUGAUGAUAAGUGGUUCAUCGAUGUCAAUCUGGAUACAGCAAUGCAACGAGUUGAAAACCGGCAUAUCUCAACUGGUAAACCACCAGAUGUUGCUAAAUGGAGGGUUGAUUAUAACGACCGACCCAAUGCAGAGCUGAUAAUAAAGUCGAAGUCGAAUGCUGAUUUACUGAUCAGAUCUAUUAACUUUUGAAUCUGCUUUCUUGCAUGAAGAUGGUUUGGGUAAAGACAGUCAUUUUCCUGCAUUGGAAAUCUUUUUAAUAAGCAAUUUUCUUUGCAUUUAACUGUGUGUGUAUUACUAUUUAUUUCCAAUGUUCUUGCAAUGUACCCGGAUUUUGUUCGUACAUUGUGUUUUCUUUUACACUCCUAAUAGGCAAAUCAUGUUUUUAAUAA